GUUGUCGUGACGGAAACUCACUGAACUAUCCUGACUGUAAAAAGCUUUGUAUUAUAUCCAUUUGAUAUCAUACACGUCAGUGAUGAAUAGCAAUAGCUAACGUGUUCAUAUAUGAGUGAUUGCGACGGAGGUAUCGAAAGUAAUUUAUAAUAAGCCAUAAUCAAAUAGCGUUAUCAAGUGUGUUUAUUUUUUUCGGUGUACUUUACAUUCGUAUUUGUCAAUUAAUCCUAGUAAAAGUAAUCAAUUAAGUGACAAUCACUAUCUAAUAAUUGUCAUCGUCUUGUUAUCGUGCCAAACGAAAAAAGAGAAAAUUUUGAAGCAAAAUAUUCACAGCUCCCACGACUUUGUUAAGUGACAAAUAGACUUGUUUUCUUACGCAAGCAAAGCGACAAGUCAAAAUGGCAGACGACAAAAACGAUGAUACGCCGGGGCGCGAUUCCGAAAGUAAAUCAGAUCCGGCGGAGGAGAGAUCGCGAUAUUUUAAAAAGCUGGAAGAAUGGCUUCAGGAAGCAUAUGCUUGGCAAAGUGUCGCGGCAAUGUUCCCAUAUUACAUGAUGUCAGGACAAUCCGUUACAAAUCCAACACUUGCUUCAACACCCUUUCAACCAAAUCAAGUACCAACAUCAUCAAAUACACAAGGAAUAAUAAUUGGAAAUAAUUUAGACAGACAAAAUGAAACAGUGAGACAGAGGAGACCUCAAGAACAACUUACAGGACCGUUCCAACCUCCAGGAACUGAUGGUUAUGAAUAUCGCAUUCCUCCAAUUUGGAAGAGAUUCGCAGCAGAAUUCAUAGAUUCAUCAAUGCUAUUUCUCUUGAAGUUUUCCAUUACCUUCAUUGCAAUUGAUGUCUUCGAUUUUAUAGAUGUCGAAGACUUAGAUUUAUUUCAAACAAAUUUGCGCAUUGAUUAUAAAAUGGCUCUGGAAAUGACUUAUGGAAUUCUAAUUUUGGAAGUGAUUCAUCGAGUGAUAGUUUGUAUUUUUGAGGCUUUCUGGCUUCAACAUGGCGUAUAUGGUCUUAUUGGAGGUGCUACUCCUGGAAAGUACAUGAUGGGUUUGCGGGUUGUUCAAUGUCGAAGUAUAACUCCUGUUGAACGUCCGAAUGAGCCAGACAUGGUUUUAGUAAGCCCUGGAACCGACUUGGGCUUGCCAUUGGCUUUGGGUCGCUCAAUGGUGAAAAAUCUCGUACUGGCAUUCAUAUUUCCGAUUUGCUUCUCUCUAUUUUUCUUUAGAUUUAACCGAACCGGCUACGAUUUAAUCUGUCAUUCCAUAGUCAUAGAGGAUCCUUAUAGAAAUAAUAAUCGACCACAUCAGGAGUAAUCUGUUUGAAGGAUAUUACAUGCAUUCUCUGUGAUGUGUACAUAACAGCUGUCUGUGCUUCUUGUACCAAAUGCAUGCGGGUUCAUGUAUGACGUGUAUAUACUUGUAAAAAAAUAAAAGUUAUUAUUGCGGCUAGAAG
This is a messenger RNA of Pogonomyrmex barbatus (red harvester ant), 1458 nucleotides long. Its product is annotated as protein FAM8A1. Lineage: Eukaryota; Metazoa; Arthropoda; Insecta; Hymenoptera; Formicidae. The record is from RefSeq and is a predicted model, not a curated record.